AUGGGCAAUUUCCCUGAGGUCAAGCCCUGGGUGACCUGUGACCGUUGGCCACCCCCUCAGUUGCAGUCUCUCUCCCCACCACCAUGCGGGUGGCAGUCCCCGAGAAGCCAGAGGGAUGCUCCAGUCCCCGACCCAUGCUGCUGCUGCUCUCACCUGGCUCCUCUCCUACUCCUUGCAGUUGUGAUCCGGUACACGGUGCUGCUCAUCACGCUGCUGAGCACAUGGUUCAUCGUGCAGACAUUCUUCGAUCGGAGCUGGAAAGCCAUCAGCCCGCGAAGCUGGCUCGGUGCCAUCAACAAGCCCAGCAGCAAGCAGCUGCCCCAGCACAAGUGCGGGAACAAGAGCUGCCCCAAGGACCAUUUUGCCUUCAAGAUCACCAGCGGCGCCGCAAACGUGGUGGGACCCUCCAUCUGCUUCGACGACAUGGUCCUCAUGAGCAGCAUGAAAAACAACAUUGGCAGAGGUCUGAACAUCGCUCUAGUGAAUGGAACAAGCGGGCAGCUCCUGAAAACUGACUCAUUUGACAUGUACUCUGGAGACAUUAACAAACUGGAUACCUUCCUCCAAGAGAUCAAGUAUGGCACCAUCGUGCUGACAGCCAGCUAUGAUGACCCUGCCACAAAGAUGAAUGACAAAGUACGGACACAAUUUAUGGAGCUGGGCAGCAGCCACGUGAGCAAGCUGGGCUUCCGGGACAACUGGGUCUUCUUGGGAGCGAAAGGUCUGAAUAACAAGAGCCCCUUUGAAGAGCACAUCAAAAAUGAUGAGAAGAAAAAUAAAUACGAUGGCUGGCCUGAGAUGCUGGAGAUGGAGGGCUGUGCCCCGAGAAAGAUGGAUUAG
Molecule: messenger RNA, 840 nt
Organism: Haliaeetus leucocephalus (bald eagle)
Lineage: Eukaryota; Metazoa; Chordata; Aves; Accipitriformes; Accipitridae
Gene: FAM3D
Product: family with sequence similarity 3, member D
Exons: 10
Coding region: 1-840 (279 amino acids)
Source: RefSeq, a predicted model, not a curated record